This is a messenger RNA of Cajanus cajan (pigeon pea), 2340 nucleotides long. Its product is annotated as transcription factor PIF1. Gene Ontology annotation, biological process: regulation of DNA-templated transcription. The record is from RefSeq and is a predicted model, not a curated record. Gene Ontology annotation, molecular function: protein dimerization activity; DNA-binding transcription factor activity. Lineage: Eukaryota; Viridiplantae; Streptophyta; Magnoliopsida; Fabales; Fabaceae.
GUGAAUUGUGGCUGCUCUGUCUUUGUUCCAAGUUCCAACAGAAACACCUGCUAGUGCUAGUGCUACCAUCCCCAACCGACUUUCCCUUCCUUCUUCUUCUUCAUAUAUCUAUAAAUAUUAUCAUCUCAUCUUUUCCGCUCUUUCCAUCUCCCAAUGGAAGACGAUCCAACUCUCAAGCCUUCAGGCCUACCUCGCCAAAACAAACCCUCCAUCUCCAUUGCAGAUGACCAAAUCAUGGAGCUCCUAUGGCAAAACGGCCAGGUCGUCAUGCACAGCCAGAACCACCGUUCUCUCCGGAAACCACCGCUCCAAAACUACAAUCCACACCUCUUCAUGCAAGAAGGCCAAAUGCCGUCCUGGCUUCACUAUCCAAUCGACGACGUUCAUCCUCCCUUCGAGUUCGACCAAACCUUCUGCGCCGAUUUCCUCCACUCGCCGCCCACCGUUAACAACAACACCGCCAUGCAAACCCUAGGCCCUUCGUCUCACCUCACCGACCUCCGCCCCCCGCCGUCUCCUCGGCCUCCGAUUCCGCCGCCGAGGAGGCCGGACCCGGAGACGCAGAACUUCGCGUACUUCUCCAGGCACAGUGCGAGAGCCGAGCCCAGCGUGAAGACCGCCGCGAGGGAAUCCACGGUCGUGGAUUCGUGCGACACGGCGGCCGCGGCUUCGAGAGUUUCCAGCGCGGCGGAAGGAGCCGGCGGCGUCGCGGCGCCUUCGACGAUGAUGUGCGACGUGACGAUGACGACGUCGGGCGGUUCGAGUAGCAGCGGCGAACCGGUUCAGGUGGCGGCGGCGGAGGAGCGGAAGCGGAAGGGCCGGGAGGCGGCGGCGGAGGAAUGGGAGUGUCAGAGCGAGGAUGUUGAUUUUGAAUCGGAAGCAAAGAAACAAGCUCGUGGAUCAACGUCUACAAAGAGAUCACGUGCCGCAGAGGUCCAUAAUCUCUCUGAGAGGAGGCGUCGCGAUCGGAUUAAUGAAAAGAUGAAAGCUCUGCAAGAACUUAUACCUCGUUGUAAUAAGUCAGAUAAAGCUUCAAUGCUGGAUGAAGCAAUUUCAUACUUGAAGUCAUUGCAGUUACAAGUGCAGAUGAUGUCCAUGGGAUGUGGCAUGGUACCUAUGAUGUUUCCUGGAAUCCAGCAGUACAUGCCAGCAAUUGGAAUGGGGGUUGGAAUGGGUAUGGGUAUGGAAAUGGGAAUGAACAGACCAGUUAUACCGUUUCCUAAUAUGUUACCUGGUUCGGCUAUGCCAGCAGCAACUGCUGCUACUCAUUUGGGACCUAGGUUUGCCAUGCCUCCUUUCCACAUGCCGCAUGUUCCUGCACCUGAUUCGUCUAGAAUGCAAGCAGCAAAGACAGAUAAUAAUAUGGUCACCUCAGCUGGUCCACCUGAUCCAAAUCAGUCACGUAUCCCAAACAUCACUGAUCCUUAUCAACAAUAUCUUGGUCCCCACCAGAUGCAGUUUCAAUUAAAUCAGGCAAUGAAUCAACCAAAUGUUAGCAAGCCAAGUACCAGUAAGGGCCUUGAGAAUCCAGAAAGCCAUUAAUUAGUCAGUCAGGAGAAAAAUGAUUCUUUGAUAGUUACAAUGAAGGACUGACUAUUCAAAUGAUGCGGCAUAUAAUUGUAUAGCUUUUACCUCUAGCACUCACAAUGGUAGUGUGCAUUGCAAGUCCUGAAUACAUUAUAUUGAACAAAACAAGGAUAAUCGUCAUUAACAAUGGACCGUGUCACGUGUGCACUGCAGGUUAGAUUUUCCGGCACCUAUACUACAGCUGCAAAAUUUUGUAGUGUUUAAGAGAACGAACUUUUUAGCUGUUCUCAGUAACAAGCUAAUCUAUACACAGCUAACAUGUAAAUUAUUGCAACCAAGUUUUCUCUCUAUUUUAUCAUCCUUUUUUUUUCCAUCUUAUAAAUUCACUUUCGAGACUCUUUGAUAUGAGAAGAACCGAAGAGGAACUCGAUAGAUGGCACAAAAUAGAAGAACGUCCUUUCUACACCAAACGUGGAGGCCCCCAUCUGACAGCUUCGUACGUCUAGUCCUAUUCCUGCUUCAGAUUCUUGUUCUGUUCUUCAUUUACUAUCAAUUUUCUCCUAUUAUGUGAUAUAGCAGCCUUUGAACUUGAUCGCUAUUGUUUAUGGAGUGAGAAGCAGUUCUUGAUCCACAUGAAGCAGUCUAUUGUUACAAUGUACGGUGUUUAGUCAAUUACAGUAGGGAAAUUUAAAUAAAAAUGAAAAAUUAUAGUUCCACUACUCAUAACAAAAUGUGUACACCAGAUUGUGGGGUUCUUACCAUUUGAUUAAAAUUUAUGGCUAUUAACGUGUAACUUGUAUUUUUUAUUUUAUA